GUUCAGUAGCCACAUUGGAUCCUAAAAGCUCCUUGUGGUUUCAAACAUGGGAAAUUUACAGGUUCUAGCGGGGGUCAUAUGUUUGAUGAUCUCGCAAUGUUCGGGCUUCUUCAAUCCGUCUAUGAAAAACUCUCUGGCGCAAUCCAUCAGUCAGUCCGUAUCCAAAGCUGUAGCAAAUAGUCAGAACCAAAUGUUAGUGGCUAAUGUUGCAAAUGUCGGCUCCAUGAUCGGCACACAGAACAACGGACCAGUCCAGAAUUUCAACAAAGGACACUCAGCCCCCAAGCAGCCAAAGUUGCCCAAUCUUCCAGCUGGAAUCAGUUCGUCUUUUGCGAGCAGAUUUUCUGCCGGUAACUCUGCUGCAGCAGCUCAGCAAUCACAGAACUCGUACCAUACUUCGAUGUCUGCUUCGUCGUCUAGCUCACAGCAGCAACAACAUCAGGUCAACGAAUACCGCAAGCUUUUCGGUAUGCUUGCCUCUUUGACCCAGAACGGACACAACCAUAUGUCGCACUCAGGCAAUGUUAUGACAGCCGAAACCAUUCUGGCAAAGAUGUUGGGAAAAUCUGUCAACAUGAAAGCAACUGGGUCUUACUCUAACCAAGCCAAGCUGAAUUCCCAGAUUCAACUUAUCCAGAACAUGAUCCUCGAACUGAUGAACUACAGAAAGCAACUUAAUACCCCCAAGGCAAAGAAAAAUCCACUGACAGUCUUCAUGAAAAGCUACGAUCUUCAGAAGAAAGGAAUGUUGGAAACCUUCUUGAACUUAGUCAGAAAUCACCAAGUACAACAAGCUGUAGUGGACAACUCCGUGUACAGACGAGUCAGCUCUACCAACAAGAACUCCCACAACACUAUUGUUUUCGCUAAGAACGCCAACGUGCACUCUCCAGUGGGAACCCAGCACAAUGCCCCGAUGUACCCAGCGCCAGCACCGACGACAACAACAACGACAACUACCACACCUGAACCAACAACAACCACGACUACACCUCCACCAACCACGACAACUACUCCACCACCUCCACCACCCAAGUACGUCCCUCCCCCUCAGUAUCAGCCUCCACCUCAGCAAUACCAGCCUCAACCUUACUAUGCUCCCCAGUAUGUGAACCAACACCAAAACAUCAACAACAACGUGAAUAUUAACAAUAACGGAGGCGCUCACGCAAUGAAUGCUCAUGUUAACAUUGGGAACAACCAGAAUCAAUACGCUGGUAGACAAGGAUAUUAUCAGGGACCUCCACCUCAAGGACCUCCACCUCAAGGACCUCCUCCUCAGGGACCUCCACCUCAAGGACCCCCACCUCAAGGACCUCCUCCUGCUCAUGGACCUCCUGCUCAGGGACCACCACCCAAGGCACCCUGGCAUCCUGCUCCAGGACAGCCUAACCAGUACCAAGGACUUAAUAACAAUGUAAACGCUAAUAACAACGGGAGAGGCCCAGCCAAUUUCCAUGUAGGUAUUCACAACAAUCAAAAUCAAUAUGCUGCUGGAAAUGGCUACCAUGGCGGACACGGUGCUGCUCAACAAAGCGGUGGUCAUGGUGGUGCUCAGCAAGGUGGUCAUGGUGGUGCUCAGCAAGGCGGUCAUGGUGGUGCUCAAGGAGGUCAUGGCGGUGCUCAAGGAGGACAUGGUGGCGCUCAGCAAGGUGGUCAUGGUGGUGCUCAAGGGGGACAUGGUGGUGCUCAAGGAGGACAUGGUGGCGCUCAAGGAGGACAUGGUGGAGCUCAGCAAGGCGGUCAUGGUGGUGCUCAAGGUGGCCACUAUGGAUCAUUCUGGCAAGGAGCUCAACAAGGAGGUCAAGGAGGUGCUCAAGGAGGACAGGGUGGUGCCCAGGGAGGACAUGGCGGUGCCCAAGGAGGACAAGGUGGUGCUCAAGGAGGACAAGGUGGUGCUCAAGGAGGACAAGGUGGUGCUCAAAGAGGACAUGGUGGUGCCCAAGGAGGACAAGGUGGUCAUGGUGGUGCUCAGGGAGGACAAGGUGGUCAUGGUGGUGCCCAAGGAGGACAGGGCGGUGCUCAAGGAGGACAAGGCGGUGCUCAGGGUGGACAUGGAGGUCAUUUUGGUGCCCACUGGCAAGGAGUGUUUGGACAACAAGGAGGAGCCGGUGGACAAGGUGGUGCCCGAGGAGGUCAACACGGUGCUCAAGGAGGAGCUCAAGGAGGAGCUCAAAGAGGCCAUGGUUCACCUGGUGCAUAUACUAAUAUGCAUGUUGACAUUCACAACAACCAGAAUCAAUACAGCGGUGGAAACGCCAAUCAAUACCAAGGUCUUAACAACAAUGUCAAUCUUAACAAUAAUGCUGGCCCUAGCUCUAGAUACCCUGCUGGUCAACCUAAGAUGCCCAAAGCUCCAAAAGGUGGUGCUAGCGGUGGUGCUGCCGGUGGUUAUCAGGGUGGAUACGGAAAUAACCAAGGAAUGAAUAACAACUUGAACAUCAAUUUGAAGGUACCAAGACCACCAGCACCGAAGAAAUCUGGACCAAAAGGCGGAGCUCCAAAAGAUCCCAAGAAGACACACAUUUACAUCAAUUUCCACGCUCCAAUUGAGAAUGGUUUCUACCCUGCCGUAAAUGCCGGGCAUGGAGGACCUCAACCAAAGGCUCCUGGAGGAGCUACACCCAAAAAGGGACCAAGACCAAAGGGACCUAAAGCAAAAUCACCAAAGAAAGGACCAAAGAAGGGACCCAAAAAAUCACCUAAGAAAGGAGGAGCGCCCAAGAAAGGCCCCAGGCCAAAGUCUCCUCAACCUAAAGCUAAGGGACCUAAAGGACCCAAAGGACCUAAAAAGGGCGCAAGACCUCCAAGCGGCGGACCUCAGCCCAAAGGCGGACCCCAGGGAGCAUACAAACAAAAAACAACCUUCCAUCAACUCCAACAUGGUAAAAUCCCAAUCAACUUGGUCAUCAACAACAACUUCCCACAGAAUAUGAUGAACAUCCACGGAAACGGCAAUAACGCUGGCGCGACUGCUCUCCAUGCACCAAACAACAACGCAGGAGGUCACCAGGGUGCCAGCUACAACGGACAAUCUGCUCACGGACAGCAAACACAAGGAGGUCAAGCUGGAGGACAAGGUCAAGGUCAACAAGGCGGCCACGGGCAGCAGGGUGGUGCUCAAGGACAACAACAAGGAGGCGGACACGGUCAACAGCAAGGCGGACAACAAGGCGGUGCUCACGGUCAACAACAAGGAGCCUCUCACUGGCAACAAAGCGCCGGGCAAUACAACGCGCAUUACAGUUCAAAGAAAAUAGUCCAUGAAACAGUCUUGCCUAAAAACCGGGUCAAGAUUGUUGGAAACAAAAACAAAGUUCGUACAUUCGCUGGUUUGGAGAACCAACUUCAGAACCUUCCCCAGGGCUCUACAGUGAAAGGACCACAAGGAUCUCAAGGUGGACAAGGGCAAGGACCAUCAGCAAGCGUUAACGUUCACAUGCAACAACUUUUGCAACUUCUUUCCAACACUCACGCAGGUCAGGGAGGACACGGUGCUAGUCAAGGCGGAAGUCAGGGUGGACAAGGAGGAAGUCAGGGUGGACAGGGAGGAAGUCAGGGAGGACAAGGCGGAAGUCAGGGAGGUUCUCAUGGCAGCGCUUAUGACAUUUACGCACAACAACAGAUGGCAUUCCAAGCUUCACAAGGCGGAAGUCAGGGUGGUGGCCAAGGAGGAAGUCAAGGCGGCGGUCAAGGAGGAAGUCAAGGUGGCGGUCAAGGCGGAAGUCAAGGAGGUUCCCAAGGCAGCGCUUAUGAUAUGUAUGCUCAACAACAGCAACAAAUGCAGGCUGGACAACAAGGAGGACAAUAUGGUCAGCAACAGCAACAACAAGGUGGUCAACAACAACAACAGCAACAACAGGGCGGUUAUCAACAGCAACAGCAACAACAACAGCAGGGCGGCCAACAGGGGGGACAGCAAAGCAUGAUGAUGUCUCAAAUCAUGGAACUGGCUCAACAGGUUCUCGCCGGAGGGCAGGGAAGUUUGCCACCAGCCACACAACAAAUGCUUGACGCUCUUAUUGCUCAAGGAAACGCUGGUCAACCUAUCGCCCCAGACCAAAUCAAUAUGAUGAUCGAAGCUCUCACUUCUCAAUUACAGAGCACGAAUUUCCUGGGAAUCGGUGGCCAGGCUGCAGGUAGUCAAGCGUCUUCCUAUGCUGCAUCCAGCGGUCAUCACGCCAGUGCACAUCAAAGUAGUUAUUCCGCCGGCCAUCACCAACAGUCAGGAAGCUAUGCAGCUAGCCAGGGUCAAGGAAUGCAGUUCAUCGAUCCAGUUACCAACAGCGCUGUACCAACCGUCGACUUCCUUGGAGGCAUGCCUCAAAUGGCUCUCUAUGAAGCAGGCUCAGUCGUUGUUCAUAAGAAAAAGCCUUAAACCAGGGGAGGAAAAACAGCUACCAGAAAAAAUAAACCACCAUCAUCUGUCAGCCAUUGUUAGGGGAAGCUAGGACUUGAGUCUUUCGUUGUUAUUUAUUUUCGAUUUUACCUUGCCUUCCUCGAGCAUGGCUGAUGUAUCGAGCUAUUUAGAAAAAAAAUCACCAAUGGAUUAGAUGAACUGGUAACGUUGGGUUCAGGGAUUUCACGGGCGUUCUUGUCCGCACCGGAUACAGUAUUAAUUGACAGUUAAUAAGUUAAUAUCAUGUAAUUGUACAUUAACAUGUAACCCGUUUAUGUUAAUUUAAGAAGACAGCAACGUCUCGAGUUGUGUGUGUGUGUGGUUCUGUGUGUAUGGAUAUUUAUUUUGUUACGAGUGUUGCGAGAAGUUGUGCCAAAUCUUGUGAUGACGUGUGAAAUCCGACGGUCUCA
Messenger RNA from Magallana angulata, 4809 nucleotides. Its product is annotated as hornerin-like. NCBI's taxonomy places the organism in Eukaryota, Metazoa, Mollusca, Bivalvia, Ostreida, Ostreidae. The transcript has 2 exons. The coding region runs from base 47 to 4378 and encodes 1443 amino acids. The record is from RefSeq and is a predicted model, not a curated record.